Hemibagrus wyckioides is the source of this 2388-nucleotide messenger RNA. RefSeq names its product cell division cycle 34 homolog (S. cerevisiae) b (gene cdc34b). The transcript is spliced from 5 exons. The coding region runs from base 556 to 1278 and encodes 240 amino acids. Gene Ontology annotation, molecular function: ubiquitin conjugating enzyme activity. Lineage: Eukaryota; Metazoa; Chordata; Actinopteri; Siluriformes; Bagridae. The record is from RefSeq and is a predicted model, not a curated record. Gene Ontology annotation, biological process: protein polyubiquitination; ubiquitin-dependent protein catabolic process.
CAACUAUCUCAGUUGUUUACUCAAUUUUCUCUUUUUCAGCAAGUUGUUUUAAACACCGUGUAGAGUUAUUUUUCCUUAGCAAACAUUUUUUUUUUUUUACAACUUUUGUUUAAAAAAAAAAAAAAAAAAAGAAAAACACGAAGACAAGAGUAGCCUGAAAAUAUAAAUCGGAUAGUUUAGCUGUAGUAGCGAGGAAAAAUAAAAGUCUGAUGGUUUCCAUUUGGAUGGCGUGAUAUUUCCAUAGUAAAUCUUUGAUAAUGUUAGAUGGUUAAAUAAAAUAUUCACUGCGCUAAUUUUGUGGAAAGAGGGUCGGGGUUUUUUUUUUUUUCUUUUAAAUUAACUUGGUAUUGUCACAUCGAGCGACUCGUUAGGCAACUCCAACAAACAAUAGGCGUUUUUGUGUGGCUGGCAAAGCUCGCGAGCUAUCACACAAAAGCCAGCUAUAGCACAACCUGCUAGCUUAGCUUAGCUUAGCUUAGCUUGAGUUAGCCAGAGAGAAGACAGGCGUUGUCCAAACGCAAGUCCGUUCAUUUCGUUACUUUUUUCCCUCAGAAAAUGGCUCAGAACAGCAGUUCUCACGUAGCGAGCUCACAGAAAGCGUUAAUGCUCGAAAUGAAAAGCCUUCAAGAAGAGCCAGUGGAGGGCUUUAAAAUCACCCUGGUGGACGAGGCAGACCUUUAUAACUGGGAAGUGGCCAUUUUUGGACCCCCAAAUACACUCUACGAAGGGGGUUACUUUAAGGCACGUAUCAAGUUCCCCAUCGACUACCCCUACUCCCCUCCAGCCUUCAGAUUCCUCACGAAAAUGUGGCACCCUAACAUUUAUGAGAACGGGGACGUAUGUAUCUCUAUCCUUCACCCUCCCGUAGAUGACCCGCAGAGCGGAGAGCUGCCCUCAGAGAGGUGGAAUCCAACACAGAACGUCAGAACCAUCCUGCUGAGCGUCAUAUCCUUGUUGAACGAGCCUAACACUUUCUCUCCUGCUAACGUGGAUGCCUCCGUGAUGUACCGCAAGUGGAGAGACAGCAAAGGGAAGGACAGAGAGUACGCAGAGAUCAUUCGGAAGCAGGUUCUGGCCACUAAAGCAGAGGCAGAGCGAGACGGUGUUAAAGUUCCCACUACACUGGCUGAGUACUGUGUGCGCACGCGCGCCCCCCCCACAGACGAGGGCUCUGACUUGUUUUACGAUGAUUACUAUGACGACGAGGACUUGGAGGACAAUAAUGACGAUGAGGACUGUUGCUACGAUGAAGACGACUCAGGAAACGAGGAAUCGUGACCCCGCCAUCCCAAUCAUCCUCCUCGUCAUCACCAUCAUCUGUACCCUGAAACGUUGAAAAGCUGUCGCAUGCACCUUGUAUUUACUUUUCUUUUGAAAAUGCUUUGAGAUGUUUUAGGUUCUUUUUUUUUUUCUAGUCGGAAAACGAAAGCAUUCUGUUUUUCUCGCUGGUCUCUGUUCAGUUGCGUUUUCCUUUCGUUCCCCCCCCCCUUCAUUUAUCUUAACCCCUUAUUUUUUUUUCUUCCAUUUUUAUUUUUUGCGCUAUAGAAAUCCAAACAUUUCCGCUUUGUCAAACAGCUAAAUAAUAGAACAACUAUGAAUGGGUGAAAAGGAAGUGGGUUUUUUUCCUCUUCUUCCUUCCUUCUUUCUUUCUUUCUUUCUUUCUUUCUUUUUUUUGUGCUGUACUGUGCAUGUUGGCAUUGUGGCGUUUUUUUAUUACACAGUGCUGCACCCUUCAUCCACCAUUUUCUUUUUCCUGAAAGAUCUCUAAUUAAGGAUCAUCUACAAGUCCAACCAGUUCAGCAAUAAAAUGCAUUUUGCAUACUUACAUGCUCCAGAGGCAAGGCGUCGGAGCCGAAUAUAGCAGAAUUGUCUUUUAACUUGACAUUUGUAUUAGAUGAGUGUUUCCCCGCUCGAACACACCAGAUUUUAUGCUCCGAUGUGCUUGAGCAGGAAAAAAAAAAACACAAAACUGUGUAUUGCUGUGGAUUGACAUACAUCUGGUUUGAAUGCUUGUAGACAGAUUUGCUAUCAUUGUUAAGGGAAUGAGUAAUCUUUUUGCUUUGAGGGAGAAACACUUGAUGUGUGCCCUGCAGAAGCCUAAACCCCUACUACCACUAUGUGAGAUUCAGUGCAUUAUUUUAAGAUGGUGGUGUUUUAACCUCAAACGUUAAUCACAUAUUUCUUCAUGUCCUGUGAUGAUGUGCAUCCGAUCAACAAGGAUGUGAAUCACGUCGUUAAAAUGUUAGGAGGGUCUUUUUUUCCCCCCACCCGGUCGAGCCGAAAUAUGUUUUUGUGAUACCAUUAUUGUAUCGCUCCCUCACAAAUUACAUUUAAACUAGGUUUUUAUUAAUAGAGAAUGUAUUUUUUUUUUUUUUUUUUUUUUUUUUU